Messenger RNA from Coccomyxa subellipsoidea C-169, 2744 nucleotides. RefSeq names its product allophanate hydrolase. Bases 1 to 1593 code for a protein of 530 amino acids. Gene Ontology annotation, molecular function: catalytic activity. The record is from RefSeq and is a predicted model, not a curated record. The transcript is spliced from 9 exons. Lineage: Eukaryota; Viridiplantae; Chlorophyta; Trebouxiophyceae; Coccomyxaceae.
AUGGGUGACGCUCUUGGGCUCCAAGCCCUCCAAGGAGCAUACAGGGAUGCCAGCACAAGCCCAACAGAUGUUAUCAGGAGACUCUACCCACUGCUGGCCCAGGAAGAGGGCAUGUUCAUCACCCUCGCAUCACUGGAGAGCUUGCUGGAACGCUGCAGGAUCUUGGAGGUUCUACCUCCUGCAGCACGGGGUCCGCUGUACGGCGUGCCCUUUGCAGUAAAGGACAACAUCGAUGUCGCGGGGUUUCCGACAACAGCAGCCUGCGAGGCCUACAGAUACACCCCCAGCCAAAGUGCACCAGGCGUGGAGGCUCUGCUUGAGGCUGGCGGCGUCAUGGUUGGGAAGACAAAUCUCGACCAAUUUGCGGCGGGAUUGGUGGGAACUCGGACCCCCUACGGAACGGCGCGCAACCCCUUUGAUGAUCGAUUUCUCCCCGGGGGAUCCUCAUCCGGCUCUGGCGCCGCUGUCGGCUGCGGGCUCCUGACCUUCGCCCUUGGCACAGACACCGCUGGCUCUGGGCGGGUGCCGGCGCACUUCUGCGGCUGCGUUGGCAUAAAGCCGACGGUGGGCCGUGUGUCGUCGACGGGAGUGGUGCGUGCGUGCCGGGCGCUCGACUGCAUCUCCGUCUUUGCACGUUCCGUCCCCGAUGCAGCCGAGGCCACCCCGCCAUCCACCCCCGGGCAAUCCGCGCCGGGCUCCCCGGGCGGGCUGCCCAAUGGGCACGCGGCGCCGCCCAACGGGCACGCGGCCAAGCCCAGCUUCCGUUUUGGCCUGCCCGACCGCAAGUACCUCAGCUUUGCCGGGCCCGGCGGCGACGCCUUUGCACUGGUUGCUGCUGCAGGCUAUGAGAGGCUGUACGGGGAGGCGGUGCAGAUGCUGCAGCAGUUGGGGGGCGUUACUGUGCCCAUCGACUUUGAGCCGUUUGCAGCCACUGCUAACCUGCUCUACACAAGCGCAUUCCUGGCCGAGCGAUAUUCUGGCGUCCGCACGUUCCUCGAGGCCGGCCAGGUUUGUUGCAAGGGCACCCCAACAGAGGCCUCAGUGGCAGGGGAUGCGCGGAUGGAGAGGGUGACCGGGGCGAUCAUGGCGGGGUCGCUACGCUAUUGCGCGGUCGAUGUUUUCGACGCGUUAACGACCCUCAAUGAGCUUAAGGGGCGCGCGCGAGUGGAGCUCGCCAAGGUUGACUUCCUGCUCGUGCCCAGCGCAGCACACCACUACACCGUCGCAGAGAUUGAGGCUGAGGAGAAGCAGGCGGAGGCGGUGUCGUGGCCCAAGAACGCGAAUUUGGGGCGCUUCACCAACUUUGUUAACCUUAUGGACAUGGCCGCCAUUGCAGUCCCCAGUGGAGUGCUGCACUGCGAGGAGCCUAGCGCAGCCAGCGACCCCACAGGCGAGGUGGCGCGACGGGCGGCGCUGCUGAGGGAGACGGGCAAUUCGCGGCCGGUGCUGCCGUUUGGAGUGACGCUGAUUGGCGCUGCCUGGAGCGACGAAUCCCUCUGGGCCGUGGCCGAGCGCUUCCACGCUGCCACCGGCCUCGGCUGCGGCCCCGAUGGCUUUGGCGUCAAACCCUACCGUACCCCCCGCGCUGCCUGAGACGGCAGGGAUCAAAUGUCAAACCUUACCGUUGCUGCUUUUCGGCCUGAGCCAGCUGUAGCCCCGACGGUUUUGGCGUCAAGCCCUAUCAUGCCUCCCCGCGCAGUCUGAACGGGCAGGGGUUUAAUGUCAAACCCUAGCGCUGCCCUCUAAAUCGGCUGCGGCUCCAACGGAUCUGACAUAGCAAAACACCCCCAAGAAAAUAAAAAAGUGUCAAGGCAUGGUUGAGAGUUGAAGUUGGGGCUGUCGGGGUUUGGGAGUCAAUGCAGCAUCCUCAAAAAUCUGUGUAAUGGUGGGGAGAACACUGUCAAAGUUUGUGGAUUUCAAUUUAUGUAGCAGUUGAGGAUGGUCCCAUAGCCUUCAGGGCCUGCAAUGUGUCUCAGUGAUCAUGCAGUCUCUGACACACAUUGCAGUGCACAUGUGAGAAAAUGGUGGCUGUACCGUCAUGUACUGCAGUGAGCACAGCUGUGCGGAUAUGUUGAUGAUAGGACAUAGCAUAAGAACUGGACCGUUGUGGUGUCCCCAUGAGGCCCUGUGCAUGGGCUGUGCCUUUGAAAAACAAGUACGACCGAAAGAUGUCUUUCUACGCAGCUCUUUUUACGAGACACAUUUUGGGAGGGGCUUGGGAUUAUCUUUGUUUUGUUGUCAUCAAGAGUGUUUUAGCGUUUAUGUGAGGGCUUGAGCUGGUGGAAUAUGUCUCUUUGCUGAUGAGCUGAGACAUCAUGACAACACUGUUCAUUGGCAUUGUUUGAUCAAGACUUAUUGUCCUCUUACAAAUGGGACUGAGAGGUUCCGACAUGAGAGGAUGCGAGAUGACGAUUUGCCAAAUCAGCAGGUGUUACCUUGGUUUUGUAGUUAGUUGUAGCCUGCAUUUGAGAUGACUUUGCUCCAACACGUGCAGCCACAUGCAUGUGAUCUGCUGUAGCAAUAACGAUAUUUGCUAAAGAUGUAGACAGAUAAUUAUAUUUUGUUGCAAAGUCUGUAGUAGAUGAUCGUUUCUUUACGUGUGCGAUCUAUUAUGCUUCAAGCAUUCUACUUCAAGCAAAGUUUGCUUGUUAUGUUUUGACCACUGGGCAGGUGGAUUACCAUAUAAGAGGCUCCGUUGUUAUGAAAUUUGGCAAAGUGAAAUGGUAAGGAUUGGACAAGAGCUC